Dermacentor albipictus is the source of this 2299-nucleotide messenger RNA. RefSeq names its product nucleoredoxin-like protein 2. NCBI's taxonomy places the organism in Eukaryota, Metazoa, Arthropoda, Arachnida, Ixodida, Ixodidae. The record is from RefSeq and is a predicted model, not a curated record. Gene Ontology annotation, biological process: sensory perception; photoreceptor cell maintenance.
CGGACGAAAGCGCACAUGCAGGUGCAGAACGCGGUCAUGUUCAGUGGCAAAACGCUGAUUCGAGCAGACGGCAGCGAACACUCGGCCGACGAGGUCCUGCGCGACGCCAAAGUGGUGGCCCUGUACUUCUCGGCCCACUGGUGCCCGCCUUGCCGUCACUUCACACCCAUCCUGGCCGAGGUGUACGCCGAGGUGAAGGAAGCGCUUCCCUGCACCGAGGUCGUCUUUGUCUCGCUGGACCACUCGGAGGAGGACAUGCUCAAAUACAUGGACGAGAGCCACGGAGACUGGUACGCCUUGAAGUACGACGACCCCUUCCGAAAGGAGCUGACAAGCAAGUACGUCAAAGGCAUCCCUACCCUGAUUGUUUUCAAGAUGGACGGCACGGUGAUCACUUCGAGUGGACGCGAACAGGUCCAGGAAGAGGGACCACAAGCUUUUCACAAGUGGACCGAUAUGUCAGUGAAAGACAUGGACAUCUUCAAGGGCAAGACGCUUGUGCUUAAGGAUGGCAGCGAGCACCCGGCGGAGAAGGCUCUCGGCAAUGCCAAAGCCGUGGCCCUGUACUUCUCGGCUCACUGGUGCCCGCCAUGCCGCAUGUUCACGCCAGUACUGGCCGAAGCAUACAAGGAAAUGAAGGACGAGUGUGCGGCACCUAUCGAAGUUGUCUUCAUCUCGUCGGACCGCUCCAACGCAGACAUGCUGAAAUACAUGGAAGAGAGCCACGGGGCGUGGUAUGCCAUUAAGCACGGCGACACAUUCCAACAGGAGCUGAAAACCAAGUAUGGCGUCAGCAGUAUUCCCACCCUCAUCGUCAUCAAGAGGGACGGCACUGUGAUAACUGCCAACGGACGCGGCGACAUACAAUCCGAAGGGCCCAGAGCCUUCGUCAAGUGGGCCGGUGCAGCAUAGGAUUGCCAAGCUCGCCCGCCUCUUCGCACUGUAGGCGUUUGCCUUAGAAGCUAGACUUGCCAGCUCUCUUAACAUUUGUGCUUCCAACCUAGCUUUCUAUUAGUUACUGUUGCUAAAACAAAAAAACAAACAAAAAUAUUGUUUUUCUGGGUCGCCAGUUGUUUACAGCUCAAAAGUAUACACGCUGCUGAAAUUAUUUACAUUUCUUUUUUAUCAGUGUCUGGGUUGUAUAGUACACACGGCUAAGGACUCCUUAAUCCGUCUGUGGUUUAUAUUAUACAUUAGAUACAUCUUUAAUACUAACCUCACAUUCUCUUUUACCCGGUGUCUAUUGUGCUUCCGGUUUAACAAGUAGAUGUAGUGCUCUUUUGCAAAUGCAUCAAUGUGAAUAUACAUUGCAGCAACUUAGUGAUAGCUGAAUGUCAUUCAAGCAUUUUCUUUUUGCAUGGCUCUCGACCAUUGUACAGAGCUGCCAUGGAUAUUCAGGGUGGUGUUGUUGCUGGUGAUAGUGAAGCGGGAAUUUCAAAAUGGACCGACAGCGGAUCAGCACGUGAAAUUUAUGAAGCCUCCAAUGCAGGUGAAAAAUAUCGACAUAACAUGCAUUUGCGAUUGCAGAUAUGUUUAUGUUGAAAAGUUGCAACUUCCGUUAUUCGGAUGAACCUGUUAUACAUGGCACAGUUGGGAGUGGGUGAAUUGCACACCACCUAAGGGAAAUUAAUUUUUCUGUUGCGCAGGCAGUAUCGCUCAUUUUUUGUAGUCGUACUGUCAUGGUUUUGUGUCAUGCAUCAACCACCCUUUUAUGUGAUUUUAUGUGCAACAUGCCUCACUGGAACAAAUUGCAUUGUGUCCACUGGCCCAGCCAACUGGAGCACACUGAAAGUGAUAACCCCAAAAGUGGUUGUUCAAUGAUGAGGGCAGAUUUAUGUUGCACUGCUGAAAAAGAAGGGUCCUUAAAGAUUUGUUGUCGGUCUGUUUAAGUACUUACGUGUAGAAGGAUGCUGUGGUUAAUUUUUAUUCAGGCUUUCGUCAUGCAAUACUUUUUUUUUCCUUUCAUAAAAGAAUAUUUUUACAUGUUGCAAGUAUUCUGCCUUACCUUUCAAAAGUAUAUUUUAUGUAUUGCGUGCCACUACCCAAGCUAGCCCAAAGACGCUGUUUUGCAUAGCUAUUCAGAGUAUAAUAUAUAUAUAUCUUUGUGGUACUAUACUAUAUUGUUUCAGGGAAUUGAUGUAUGCCUGUCUAACUUUACGACCAGUACCAAACCCGAUUUAUUUAACCCAAAGAAAUUGCUCCCUUAAUUUCAUCACUUUGACAUCCAACCUUCUUAUUUUAUUUUUUUCACUGCAUUUUAUAUAAUGUACUUUCACAGGCUAAAUAAACUCUUUGGCAA